Zophobas morio is the source of this 2815-nucleotide messenger RNA. Its product is annotated as WD repeat-containing protein 36. Gene Ontology annotation, cellular component: Pwp2p-containing subcomplex of 90S preribosome; small-subunit processome. Bases 127 to 2802 code for a protein of 891 amino acids. The transcript has 3 exons. Gene Ontology annotation, molecular function: protein binding. The record is from RefSeq and is a predicted model, not a curated record. Gene Ontology annotation, biological process: rRNA processing. Lineage: Eukaryota; Metazoa; Arthropoda; Insecta; Coleoptera; Tenebrionidae.
AACAUAACCUACAAAUUACACGUGUUGACUCUUGCAUAUUUUAGUGUGAUUUUAGUUGUCGUUUUAAGUUAUCCGGUGCAUGUUUUCGGCAGUUCCUCCGUUUCAGCGAUACAUUUAAAUGAAAAAAUGCCCAAAGGAAGCAAAAUAUUCUUACCUUGCCGCAGCCUAGGCUACGUAAGCAACCACCUACCCUUACAAGUCCGCUACAUAAAAAGCCGCAAAGAAAACUUGAUCGUAACAUGUGUGGGAAAAUCGUUCCACACUUACGGAAUAUCGCACUUCGGUUUAUUGAGUGUCGGCGGUCUACACCCGGAAGAUAUAACAGCAAUGACCGCUGAUGCCUUCCAUGUGUACACAGCAUGCGGUAACGAAAUCUACGCCUGGAGAAGAGGCACAGAGCUAAAACACGUGUACAAAAGUCACAGAAAACCCGUGCAUUUGUUGUUACCGUUUGGGGCUCACUUAAUAUCAGUGGACGAAAGCAGCGGUGUUCGAAUAUGGGACAUCAAGGAAGAGACGGUUUUUCUCGAACUUACAUUCAGCAAUAAAACGUUCCAAAUUACUACGAUUAUGCACCCCAGUACUUACAUUAACAAGAUUUUACUGGGGAGUGAGCAAGGGGAGAUGCAAUUGUGGAAUAUUAACAAUCUCAAGCUGAUUUAUUCUUUUAAAGGGUGGAAAUCUGCAAUUACUUGUUUGGAGCAAGCGCCAGCUAUAGAUGUAGCGGCGAUUGGUUUAGCGAACGGGAAAAUUAUUUUACAUAAUUUAAAAUUCGACGAAACUGUGAUGGAGUUCAUGCAGGAUUGGGGUUUGGUUACUUCUAUUAGUUUUCGAACUGAUGGGAGCCCCAUUAUGGCGACUGGAAGUGUUGUGGGACAUGUGGUGUUCUGGGAUUUAGAAGAACGCAGGGUUGCUAGUCAACUACUGUCCGCACACAAUGGGGGUGUUACUGGGAUGGUGUGUCUUCCCAAUGAACCAUUGAUUCUUACAUCUUCCCCUGAUAAUACUUUGAAAUUGUGGAUUUUUGAUAUGGCGGAUGGUGGGGCCAGGCUUUUAAGGCUUAGAGAGGGCCAUUCAGCUCCACCUUCAUACAUUAGAUUCCAUGGUGCCAAUGGUCACAACAUUUUGAGCUCUGCUGGCGAUUCCACUCUUAGAAUAUUCAACACACAAACUGAACAAUUUAAUAAAAGUCUGGGAAAAGCGUCUUACAAUAGAAAAGUGUCAAAAAAACGCGGGCGAAGUGUGGAAGAUCCAUUAGUUAUGCCACCUAUGACACAAUUCACGUCUGAAACAACCAGAGAGAAAGAAUGGGAUAAUAUUGCUGCAGUGCAUUUAGGGAUACCAAUGGUCACCACAUGGUCCUAUGACAAAUUGAAAAUGGGAGAACUGAAACUCCUUCCUGAGAGAUUCCAGAAAAAAAAAAUUAAUGUUAACGGGUUUCAAGAUGUUGCUGCAACGUGUUUACAUUUAACACACUGUGGAAAUUUUGUUCUUGUGGGUUACAACACAGGUCAUGUUGACAGGUUUAACAUGCAGUCAGGCCUUUGGCGCGACUCUUAUGGCAGCCCUAAAGCACACGACUCAUCAGUAAGGGGUGUAAUCACGGAUUCUCUAAACCAACUAACAACCACUGGGGGAAGCGAUUGUAGAAUAAAAUUUUGGAGAUUUAAAAAUAAAGGUGACAGUCCGUUGUCGGUUAUAACCUUGGAAGAACCAAUCAGCUUUUUCCGUUCACACCAAGAAAGCUGCAUGGUAGCAGCAGCUUUAGAAGACUUCGACAUUUACGUAAUAGAUAUAGAAACGAGACGAGUGGUUAGAAAAUUUGUCGGUCAUACCGGCCAAAUCACAGACAUGACCUUCAGCCCAGAUUCCCGAUGGUUAAUUAGCGCUUCCAUGGAUUGUACCAUCAGAACUUGGGAUAUUCCGUCGUGUCAAUUAGUUGACCAAUUCGCUACAGAGGUCGCUUGCGUCUCUCUCAAUAUGUCACCAACUGGCGAAGCCUUAGCCACUGCGCAUGUCGACUAUUUGGGAAUAUUUCUAUGGACCAAUCGCACCUUGUAUUCGAAAAUCACCUUAAAAGCACUAAAUCCGAGCGAUGAACCCCAACUAGUGGCUUUCCCUGAGUGCCUUAAAGAAAGUCAAGAGGAAAUUGAAGACGUUAAGGAAGAACCAGACGAGUUUCUAUCACCUGAGCAAAUUAGCCACAAUCUCAUUACACUAUCAGGUUUAGCCACGUCAAGGUGGCAAAACUUGCUAAAUCUAGACGUAAUCAAAAAACGAAACAAACCCAAAUCGCCACCCAAAGCCCCAAAAGCGGCACCGUUCUUUUUGCCAACUGUAGCGUCUUUAAAUUUCCAGUUUGAUUUAAAGCAACCAGAAACUGAUAGCAGCAGUAAAUUGUUAAUUCCCGCGACGUUAUUAAAUUUAACAGAUUUUGGAAAAAUGUUAGACAGAACGGGAGAAAGCGGCGAUUUUAGCGAGGUCAUUUUAAAAUUGAAGUCGUUCAGUCCGUCAAUGAUCGACUUUGAAGUUAAGUCCCUGGCCCCUGAAGGAGGGGGUUCAGUUGAAGUAAUGUUACAGUUUCUCAAGUGCAUUGAGUUUAUGUUGAAAUCAAACAGAGACUUUGAGUUGGCUGAAGCGUAUCUGGGGGUGUUUUUGAAGUCACAUGGAGCGGUUGUCGCGAGUGAAGAAGUGUUGAGGAACUAUUUGACCAAUAUACAGAGUUGUCACUCUGUUGUGUGGAACAGGUUGCAGGAUAAACUGUUGUAUAGUAUUUGUGUUCUUCAGAACUUAUGUAAAUAAAUUAUUUUGUUGU